Messenger RNA from Scedosporium apiospermum, 984 nucleotides. RefSeq lists its product as uncharacterized. NCBI's taxonomy places the organism in Eukaryota, Fungi, Ascomycota, Sordariomycetes, Microascales, Microascaceae. Bases 1 to 984 code for a protein of 327 amino acids. The transcript has 4 exons. The record is from RefSeq and is a predicted model, not a curated record.
AUGGCACCUACAUUUGACGCUACCUCUACUGCACCCCAGCUCGUCGCGGCCCUCGCCAAUGAGAUCAGGGGCAAGACUAUUCUUACAACGGGUGUUUCCCCAGGAGGUAUCGGUGCUGCUUUCGUAGAGGCCAUCGCUAUCGCCCAGCCAUCCACAUUGAUCCUCGCCGGUCGCAAUGCCGCCAAGGUCCAAGCCACGGCUGAUGCCAUUACCAAAGCCAACUCUGGUGUAAAGAUUCGAACGCUUCAAUUAGAUUUGAGGUCCCUGGGCGCCGUGAGAGCCGCUGCCGCCGAGGUUUUGUCCUGGAAUGAUGUAUCGGUGAUUGAUGUCUUGGUCAAUAAUGCGGGGAUCAUGGCGGUUGAUUUCGCGCUCACCGUGGAUGGGUUUGAAAGCCAGUUGGCGUCGAACCAUCUUGGGCCCUUCCUAUCCACCAACCUCAUCAUGGACAAGAUCAGUGCAUCCAAGUCUCCUAGGGUCGUCAACGUUAGUAGCGAUGGUCAUCGGCUACAUCCGAUUCGGUUUGCCGACUACAACUUUGAUAACGGAACCUUGUGCAACAAAUGGUUCGCGUACGGGCAGUCAAAGACAGCCAAUAUUCUGACGGCACUCUGGCUUGCCGAGAAGCUCGGGCCCAAGUACGGUCUCCAUGCGUUCAGCCUACAUCCAGGUGUAAUCGGGACGAACCUCGGUAAUCACUUGAACUGGGAUGUGGAAAUGACAGGACUGCGGGAUGCGGACAAAACCUUGGGUAAUAGGGAGGGCUGGGAAGACUUCAAAUUCAAGACACUGGAGCAGGGUGCCGCGACUACGGUAUAUGCAGCAUUUGAUCCCGCUCUCAAAGCCCACAAUGGCGCUUAUCUACAGGAUUGCCACGUGGCUGAUCCCUGGACGGACACAGUGAAACCUUGGGCCACGAGUUCGGUCGAGUCGGAAAGGCUUUGGAAGUUGAGCGAGAAACUAGUAGGACAGGAGUUUACGUACUGA